Messenger RNA from Habropoda laboriosa, 1271 nucleotides. It is a transcript of the gene Yeti, whose product is annotated as craniofacial development protein 1. The coding region runs from base 292 to 1083 and encodes 263 amino acids. NCBI's taxonomy places the organism in Eukaryota, Metazoa, Arthropoda, Insecta, Hymenoptera, Apidae. The transcript has 4 exons. The record is from RefSeq and is a predicted model, not a curated record.
UAUACAUCGAACGCAUUUGCGAAUCGUGAGUCGAUUCGUACUCUUUGGGCGUUAGUUUUUCGCGAUUUUCUCAUGUGCAGUGGUGUAUUUUUCUCGCGUCCCCAAAAUAUUGACGAAUUUAGUUCGAAGUCUAUUGAUACGUAACGAACAAGUGACGAACGACGAAGCCAAGCGGACGUUUGGAAUAUUCCGACGAAAGUUCCGGAAGGUGGUCGUGUAACCGAAUUUUUAGUACGAAAGGUCGUAUUUUUUGAGAAAAUACUUAUUCUAAAAGUAAAGUUUUAAUUGAAUAUGACUGAGGAACACCAAUUGCCUUCUGAUUCUGACGAAGACGAUGAAGAUUAUGUCCCUGAUGGUGCAGAUGAUGAGCCUGUUUCUGAGGUAGAAUCUGAAGGAGAUGCAGAAAGUGGUCCUGAAGAUGAAAAUGAUGAAAACAAGAGAGAAAGCACAAAGAGAAAGGGAAGAAAGAGAAACAAGACUACAAAAUCCAAAACCAAGAAACAUAGAAGAACAGGGAUAAAAUUGAAGGAUGAAGCUGAUGACAAAGAGGACAAAGGAGAAGGGAAUGAAAAGUCUGAAAAGAAAAAGGAACUCACAGAAGAAGAAGAGAAGAAAAGAGCUGAUUCUCUUUGGGCUGACUUUAUGAAGGAUACUGAAGCAGCACCAAAACCCAAAGCAGAAACUACAACAAACAAACCAAAGGAGAAAUCACCACUCAUAGAAAAGCCAAAGGUGGAGGAGAAAGUAAAGAUUACUAAAGUAUUUGAAUUUGCCGGUGAAGAAGUGAAGAUUGAGAAGGAAGUGUCAGCAGAUUCUGCAGAGGCAAGAUUGUCUCUGUCUACUGCUGAUAAUUCUGAGAAAACAGGAAACACUGCUUCACCUGCAGGGAAAGGUUCUGGAAGAGGAAAAGGUUUUAAACGGGCUGGAUUAGGAGAAAAUUUUUGUCUCCGUUUGAUUAAUCAAUCAGAAAAAGAAGAACACGAGACACAACAGAAAGUUAAUAUUCCACACCAAUUUGUACAAUACGGUGUUCCCAUAAUUACCACACGAAACACAAGCAAAAAUAUCGCAACGAUAAAAUGAAGUCGUCCUUGCAACUUCUCACCAACACGAAACGAGUAAAAGGAAGAGUCGAAAACGAGCAGGAAGACGGUUGUUCGAAUUAAGAGCCUCUGAAGAAUCACAAAAAAAAAAAAAAUAAGGACGUUUUAUCGCGACGUUAAUCGUGGCCAUGAAAACGUCACCGACACUCUCGUAAAAUCGAAUUAAAG